GGCUGAGUGAAUGAAGAUGCAUUGCUACCGACCAUGGAUGACUAUGUAGAUGGGUGAUGCAGUGUCUCAACACGAAGCACCGAAUAAUGAUGAGCGAAAAGAUAAGAUAUGGUUGCUAAGAGCUGCUGCGAGACGUGAUGAACUGGCAGGGCGGAUAGAAUCUCGCGGUCGCAGCACGUAUGAUAUGCCUGAGGGGAGGAAGAGCGGGGCUCUGCUUUACUCCUCCCUGCCCAGGGUUUAUAAGCACGCAUGCUGUGGCCCCUAUGCGAUGGCGAAGCCAGGCGCGGCAUGAGUGCAUAAGGUGACUAAUCCUGCCCAUUCAAGAACUUCCGCUGGGCUACUCCAACGUCCUUGAAUAGACCGCCAGCUUAUGCGCUCAUGCGAGAGUACGGCGGCGAUGCCGCCCUAUCAUGU
Molecule: messenger RNA, 414 nt
Organism: Laetiporus sulphureus 93-53
Lineage: Eukaryota; Fungi; Basidiomycota; Agaricomycetes; Polyporales; Laetiporaceae
Exons: 2
Coding region: 50-292 (80 amino acids)
Source: RefSeq, a predicted model, not a curated record